AUGGACGACACCCCCUCUCGGGCCCUGCGCGUUCCCCGUCCUGCACCACGCGAGAAGAAGGUGCUCGAGGAGAGUGGGGGCGAAUCCGAGACCAGCUGGCCCUCCCUCCGGUCGCGGGAUGACGAGGCGGGCCAGGCUGCAGCGUCCCCGAAAGUCGUCCCCGUGGACGACGACGACGAGGACAGCGACAACUCGCCCCUGAUCGUGCGAAGAUCAAGGGCGUAUGCUGCGGCUGCGGCCAUCUCCUCGGGGGCCACAGCGGCGUCUUCCCCAUUGGCGAUAUCCGCCCCAGCAGCGGCCGCCAGCCCCGAGGCGGCCGCCGUCUCAGGGGCGCCUGCCUGUACCUCGGCGGGGACCACGUCCGCAGGGGCCGCCGGAGCCUCGGCGGCGACAACCGCCCCAGCGGCGGCCGCCAGCACCGCGGUGGCAGCCGCUCCGGGGGCUUCUGCCGAUGCCCCAUCGGGGACCAUCCGCGUCCCGGCGAUGGCUUCAGCAGCAACAACCGCCGGGGAUGCGCCGGCAGUCUCCCCGGGGUCGGCCCCUGACACCGUGGCGGCUUCGCCGUCGACACCCGCGACACUCCGGGUCGCGGCGACCCCGCCGGCGCCUACGGUGUCUCCUGCUUGGGGGGUCUUCCGGGGCUUCGCGCUCCAGCGCCACCCCCCGAGGACCAACUCGCCGGCGAGCUCUAGCAAGAGGGGGAGGAGCGACUCUCCGCCCGUCACGCCGAACAAGAGGGCGCGCACGGACGCCGGCGGCGGCGCCGACCCAACCGACACGGGGGCCCGUGGCGCUGUCAUCAUGCCCGCCGGCGACCCAGCCCCAACGGGGGCGGGGCCUGUGACUGCAAGCGGCAACUCGCCCGCGGCAGGCCUCUUGGAAGCUCUCGCCGGCACGGGGGAGGCGGCGGAAGCCCCCCUCGCAAGUCGACCUGCCGUGCAAGGCCAAAACGCGCCAGUAUCGAGAGCGGACGCAACCAUGGUUGAUCUUGACUCCGAUGUCGAGAUCCAGGGGGUGGUAGAGGACUCGGCGUCAGCUCCCGCACCAGGCCCUGUCGCGCCGGCGACCGCGGCAGCAGUGGCCACCGUCACCACCGAGACGGGGCUUGGCGACGCGCCAGGAGUUGCGGAUGCAGCUGGCGCGGACUCACCUGCCGCCCAGCAGGGUCUUCGCGUCAAGCUAGAGGUGCAGGUCAAGUCCACCGAGGACGCGGUGGGAGCAGCGGCCUGGCACGAGAUCCAGCUUGGCUCCGUCAAGAACAGAGCGGCCAAGCUUGAGACCGAACUGGCCGCUGUUCGGGAGGAGCUCGCCAAGGCCGGCAACGACAUCGCGGAUAAGACCGCGGAGCUUGCGGUGCUGGAAGACAACCUCCGCAAGGCCAAGAAGCCCACGCACGACGGUCGGCUCCAUCAUGGCACGCUGAUCGGGCAGUGGCAAUUAGAAACCGAGAAGCUGCUGAAGAUCACCCAGGCGCUGCGCGACUUUCUGCCCUAG
Brachypodium distachyon (stiff brome) is the source of this 1494-nucleotide messenger RNA. Its product is annotated as ice-structuring glycoprotein-like. The coding region runs from base 1 to 1494 and encodes 497 amino acids. NCBI's taxonomy places the organism in Eukaryota, Viridiplantae, Streptophyta, Magnoliopsida, Poales, Poaceae. The transcript is spliced from 4 exons. The record is from RefSeq and is a predicted model, not a curated record.